Molecule: messenger RNA, 2423 nt
Organism: Pteropus alecto (black flying fox)
Lineage: Eukaryota; Metazoa; Chordata; Mammalia; Chiroptera; Pteropodidae
Gene: DLX2
Product: distal-less homeobox 2
Exons: 3
Coding region: 347-1330 (327 amino acids)
Biological process (GO): negative regulation of transcription by RNA polymerase II; embryo development; cell differentiation
Molecular function (GO): DNA-binding transcription factor activity, RNA polymerase II-specific; RNA polymerase II cis-regulatory region sequence-specific DNA binding
Source: RefSeq, a predicted model, not a curated record
GCUGCUGCGGGCUGCUUACCUGCUCCCACCUCCUGGAGCCCCGGCCCGGCCCCGCCACCCCUGCCCCUCCUCACUGCCCGCCCCCCGCCCGAACAGCGCUGGGCCAGGAGCCCAGAGGGCCAGGAGGCGGAGAGGAUGCAGUCGGCUGCAACUGUCCCGAGCGGUGGACGGUGAUCGCCUCCCCCGGAGGCGGAGUUGCCUAGACCGUUGCCACAUUUCUUUUUUUCCUCCCCACUCCACCCCCCGUAAUUACAUUGGCUGUUAGAGGGGACCGAGAGAGACGGAGGAGGCGCCUUGCUUCCCCCCUUGUGCCCGCCACCCCUGCUCUUUCCCGUCCCAGGCCAGGAUGACUGGAGUCUUUGACAGUCUGGUGGCUGAUAUGCACUCGACCCAGAUCACGGCCUCCAGCACGUACCACCAGCACCAGCAGCCCCCGAGCGGUGGCGGCGCUGGCCCCGGCGGCAACAACGGCAGCAGCCUCCACAAGCCCCAGGAAUCGCCCACCCUCCCGGUAUCCACAGCUACCGAUAGCAGCUACUACACCAACCAGCAGCACCCCGCGGGCGGCGGCGGUGGGGGCUCGCCCUACGCGCACAUGGGUUCCUACCAGUACCACGCCGGCGGCCUCAACAACGUCCCUUAUUCCGCCAAGAGUGGCUACGACCUGGGCUACACCGCCGCCUACACUUCCUACGCACCAUACGGGGCCAGUUCUUCCCCGGCCAACAACGAACCUGAGAAAGAGGACCUCGAGCCUGAAAUCCGGAUAGUGAACGGGAAGCCAAAGAAAGUCCGGAAACCCCGCACCAUCUACUCCAGUUUCCAACUGGCGGCUCUUCAGCGGCGUUUCCAAAAGACUCAAUACCUGGCACUGCCCGAGCGAGCCGAGCUGGCGGCGUCUCUGGGCCUCACCCAGACUCAGGUCAAAAUCUGGUUCCAGAACCGUCGAUCCAAGUUCAAGAAGAUGUGGAAAAGUGGUGAGAUACCCUCGGAGCAGCACCCUGGGGCCAGCGCCUCGCCUUCUUGUGCUUCGCCGCCGGUCUCGGCGCCGGCCUCCUGGGACUUCGGCGCGCCGCAGCGUAUGGGGGGCGGCCCGGGCAGCGGCGGCAGCGGCGCGGGUAGCUCGGGCUCCAGCCCGAGCAGCGCGGCCUCGGCUUUCCUGGGCAACUACCCGUGGUACCACCAGGCCUCGGGCUCCGCCUCACACCUGCAGGCGGCCCCGCCGCUGCUGCACCCCACGCAGACCCCGCAGCCGCACCACCACCAUCACCACCACCACCACCAUCACGGCGGCGGGAGCGCCCCGGUGAGCGCGGGAACAAUUUUCUAACCCGAGGGAGACUGCGCCAGAGACUGAGAGCAGACAUCCGUUAUCUCAGUGCUCGCAUCCAGCCAGGGGGUCCCUCCAGCAGGCCUGCCAACGCCACCCAUCCCUCCUGGAGGUUGCGGCCCGGGAUGGCCUGCCCCAGGCCCUGCUCCCCCGCACGGCCACCAAGAGGCCGGGAACUGAAAAGCUCCUCUCAGAGGCCCCUGGUUUGCGGCGUGGUGAAGGCCGCCGGCCGGGACCGCCUUUCCGAUCUGAGCCCCGCCUCAGAUUUUCCUCCCCUCCACUCCCCGCCAGGCAAAGCUGGCCGGCGCCUUCCUCGCCGCGGGCGGAGAGCUGAGGCCCGGACAGGGACGCCUCCCCCGCCCGCAAGGCUUCCUGGGCGAUCUGAGGCUCCUUUCUCUUCGCCCGCCCCCAGGCUCUGCGCAGUCCUCUUGGGUUAUUGACCUCCCGGGUCCUGCCUGCCUGCCCGCCCCCACACGCCUCCUUGACCCCGGCGGCCCGCCGCUUUUUUUCUGCUCUGCUGUUUCCAGCUUUUGGAGCCCCAUCCCUCCCCCACCUUAGCUCUCCCCUAGGAACGCUCCCUUAGCUCUCUCCUCGUCCAUCACCAGUGGAGUUUUUUUAUUUUUAUUUUUUUAAAAGUUUAGGUGCCUUUGCGGAUGACCUCAUUUUGAUGUUGGGGAAAAAAAAUGAUUUUUUAAUAUGUGGACACUGCAAAAAAAUGUGUUUAAAUUAUCUUUUUUAAAACCUAUUCAGGAUUAUUAGCCUGGACUUCGACAUAGUUUGUAAAUAAAGGUGUCUGUGCAGAUUUUCCCACUGAUUUAUUUGUAUAAAAUAUUCAUCUUUUCAGACUUUUUUGUAAACCCCACUUGUGAAAACUGCGAUUUAGCAGUGACCUCAGAAAACCCUCCGGUUUAUUUUUUCCUUAAAAUUUUUCUCAGUUAAACUAAGCUACUGAUUUGGAGUUUUAUCUUAUCCUAAAGUCUUUGUUCUUGAAAUUAAAGGUAUUUUGGGGUUAUUUAUUAUGAAAACAACAUGCUCUCAAUGUUGAUUUUACAAUAUGAAGAGAUUAUUUAAAUAAAUUAUUGUUUUCAUUGGA